Molecule: messenger RNA, 3024 nt
Organism: Thalassophryne amazonica
Lineage: Eukaryota; Metazoa; Chordata; Actinopteri; Batrachoidiformes; Batrachoididae
Product: differentially expressed in FDCP 6 homolog
Exons: 12
Coding region: 120-2042 (640 amino acids)
Cellular component (GO): cytoplasm; nucleus
Source: RefSeq, a predicted model, not a curated record
UGAAAGCCAAAGGGCCCCAGCAGCCCAGUGUGGGGUGUCUGUCACCUCAGGGCCCUGUGUCAGCAGCACAGGGAAGAAGAGACUGAGAGGAGGAAAGCAGAACGUACAGUGCUGCAGCCAUGGACCUGCGGGCAGAGCUGCUCAAAUCCAUCUGGUACGGCUUCACGGCACUGGAUCUGGAGAAGAGCGGCAAAGUGUCCAAGUCCCAGUUAAAGGUGCUGUCCCACAAUCUGUGCACAGUCUUAUGUAUCCCACAUGAUCCAGUUGCUUUGGAGGAACACUUCAGGGAUGAUGAUGAUGGUCCAGUCUCCAGUCAGGGGUAUAUGCCGUACCUCAACAAGUACAUCCUGGAUAAGGUGGUCGAAGGAUCUUUUAAUAAGGAAAAUGUUGAUGAGCUUUGCUGGACUCUUACAGCGAAGAAAAAUUACCAGACAGACAAGAACAGCAACAGUGUUCUACCAGAGAAGGAUGCUUUUCGGCUUUGGUGCCUUUUUAAUUUCCUAUCUGAGGACAAGUACCCUUUGGUUAUGGUCCCUGAUGAGGUGGAGUACCUCCUGAAGAAGAUAUGCAUGGCUAUGAGUACUGAGUUCAGCUGUGUGGAAUUAGAGGACUUCUUCACCCAAGAUCCAAUCCAGCAGAGAGGCAUUACAGUUUGGACAUUUCUGGAGUUGAUGAACUCGGGAAAGAUAACCAAAGGGAUUGAUAAGAGCAUCACCAGCAUGGCUGUGGAAGAAGUGUACAGGGAGAUAGUCGGUGAUGUCCUCAAGGAGGGUUACCUUUGGAAGAAAGGACAGCUGAGGAGAAACUGGAAGGAACGCUGGUUCACUUUAAAGCCAAGCAACUUGUUGUACUACACUGGGGAGGACCGAAAGGAGUGCCAAGGAAACAUAGCUCUGGAUGGGAACUGCUGUGUGGAGGAAGUAGACGAUGAUCAAAUAUUGUUCGGUCGUACAAAAUGGAUCAAAAACAUCAUAUAUCCAGUGCUGCCAGAUCGCGAUGGGAAAAGGUGCAUGUUUUGUCUGAAAACCCUCUCUAAGACGUACGAGAUGAGCGCCUCAGACACUAAACAGAGGCAGGAGUGGACUACAGCCAUUCAAACAGCUAUCAGGCUGCACGUGGAGGGGAAAACAUCCCUCCACAAAGAUUUGAAGCUCAAGCGACGUGAACAGCGGGAUCAGCGAGAGAAAAGGAGGCAGGCUAAGGAGGAGGAACUGCAAAGGCUCCAAGCCCUGCAGGAAGAACGGGAGCGUAAGCUGGCGGAGCUGGAGCUCCUGAAGGAGGCUCAGAAGCAGGCUCAGAUUCUCCUGGAACAGGAUGAGCAGAGGAGACGGCAGCAGCACGAGCAGCUCCAGCGGGCUCUGGAGAUCCAGCUUCGCGAGGCUGAGGAGGCUCGGGUCAGUAUGCAGGCAGAGAUGGCUCUGAAGGAGGAGGAGGCUGAGAGGCAGAGGAAGAGGAUUGUGGAGCUGGAGGAGAUGCAGAAGCGCUUGGAGGAAGCACUGCAGCAGGAAAUCAAAGCCAGGCUGGAUGAGGAGGCCUUCCGCUAUGCACAAGCAGGCCUACUCGCUGAGGAAGAGGAGAAAAUGAAAGCCCUGAUGGCUCUACAGGAUCAGCAGGAGGAGUACAUCCUCAAAACCCAGAGAGAAAAGCAAGAGCUGAAACAGGAAAUGGAGGCCAAGUCCCGGGCCCUGGAGGAGGCGCAGAGACAGCUGGAGGAGGUGCGGGCCAACCGGCACAGGGUUGACCAGGACGUAGUGGCCGCCCAGAGGAAACUUCGCCAAGCAAGCACCAACGUCAAACACUGGAACGUACAGAUGAACCGGCUAAUGCGUCCAGUCGGACCUGGCGAGAAAAGACCAUCGCUGGGAAGCUCCUUCUCAUCUUUCCAGAUUCCGACUCAGAGGGACCCUGGACUGCGGCUCAGAAUGAGAUCAGGAUCAGAGGAGCAGAACGAAGAAAGCAAAGAAAAUGUUGACAAGAGAGUUGGGUGUAACAAAGAGAAACGCCUCUCCCAUGCCUCCAAUGGAGACAUGGACAUCCCCUAAUGCCGAGGAUCAGAGAGGCCGCAUCGGUCAAAUCCGGUCCCUCUGUGAGGAACACCCAGAGACGUUAUUUAAUGUGCAAGUCACGUGGCACAGUGUGGAAACAGUGUUUUAUAGGUACCUAAAACUGAAUUUAACACAAUUUUCUUAAUAAAUAUUGAAUUUACUGACAUCAUGCCACAGACUACAGCAAUUUAAAACAUUUUUAAUAUAAACCUGUAGCCUAAUACUGUGACUGUCACGUGUGAGGUCAGCUCUGGACAAUACCUCAGUACUUAGAAAAUUAGCCACGAGCAAGAUGUUAUGCUGGGGAAAAAUAAACAAAACAAAACAUACAGGCAGCUUGGUUAAGUUUUGUAAUAUACUCACAUAGUAACCUUUCAGUUUUGUACAUUUUUUCCAACACUUUUAUGUCUAAAAGGCCAAAUUUAUAAUUUCCAAAUGUUACUUUGCAUAAUAAUUAAAACAUUCAAGAGACCUUUUUAUAUUAAUAAAAACCUAAUGACUUUGUAGGUUUAUGGCCAAUGCAUAAUUUCAAAAACAACAAACAGCAGAUAGUAACAACAUGAUACAGUAUUCUUGGAAAAUUAUGGGAUAAACAACAAAAACUUUUAAAGGUAAAAUAUAAUCACAGCAAACAUUUAUUUUGUUUAGUUUUUAAAACUGAUCCCUCAAAUCAUAAAUUAGCUCAUAUUUAGAACAUUUUCAUUAUUUUGCAGCAUUUUUUGUUUUGAUCAUGUUUAUGAUUAUUGCACAGUGCAAUAUAUAAAUAAACAAGCUUGUUUGUUGAGUUUUGUAAUAUACACAGAUAACAAUAUUUCAUUUAUUUUAAAGGGUUGGGUUUUUUUAAUAAAAUGUUCAGUAUUACGGCGCAGCACAGUUUCCGUUUAUCUCUACUGAUAAGAAUGCAAAAGAAAGUGAUACAACUCUUUCGGCUUCCUGUUUCUGCUGUCAGUUAACAUGUAAAUAAAAGACUUGAAAUACA